Messenger RNA from Scomber scombrus (Atlantic mackerel), 2332 nucleotides. It is a transcript of the gene sspn, whose product is annotated as sarcospan (Kras oncogene-associated gene). Gene Ontology annotation, cellular component: sarcolemma; dystrophin-associated glycoprotein complex. The transcript is spliced from 4 exons. NCBI's taxonomy places the organism in Eukaryota, Metazoa, Chordata, Actinopteri, Scombriformes, Scombridae. The record is from RefSeq and is a predicted model, not a curated record. The coding region runs from base 1 to 795 and encodes 264 amino acids.
AUGGCACCAGCCCAGCUGUGUGCUCAAACACGUGCAUCGCGGUUCUUUAUUAAUCUCAGCAUGCCUGCAACUCUCCCGCCUUCAUCUGGAGAGGUAAAGAGUUUGAAGACAAGAGGAGAAAUAGGGAAGGGACAGAAAGGUUCAUCACACAAGAAGGAGGGCAGGAAGAUGAGAGAUGAAAGCCCAGAGCCAAUGGACAGCCAUAAGUGCAGAGUCUGUCGCUUUCCUUUGCUCGUCGCCAUACUACAGCUGCUGUUGGGGGUGGCCAUCACAGCUGUGGCCUUCCUUAUGUUGGCCAUCAGCCCCUCACUCCUGACCAGGGAGACGCCACACUGGGCUGGGAUCAUUCUGUGUUUGGUCUCCAUCGUGGGCUUCAUCCUGUACUGUAUCAACUACCUCCCUGAUGAGAGGUCAUCUAUGCAAUUCAUUGUCAAGUUCCUGUACUUUGUCCUGUGUGCCAUUGGCCUGGUCAUUUCAGUUGUGGUUAUGGCGUUUGCUGGACACCACUACUCACAGGCCAGUAGCUUCAGCUGUGACGAGGUGGAAGAGGCCUGCAUGUGCACACUGAACCCAGGGGACCCGAUAGCUCGCACCUUCACCUAUGAGGGAGUCAGUGACUGUGAGGUGAUCAAUGGGACGCUCACACUCUACUUCCUGCUCCAGAUUGUGCUGAACCUGGUACAAGCGCUCGUCUGUGCUGUUGGUGCCUUCAUCAUGUGGAAGCACCGCUACCAGGUCUUCUUCACUGGUCUGCAGAUUGGCUCUCCCUCCUUCCAGCAUUGGCAGAAGGUAUAAUGUCAUGACCAUGUCAGGUCGAGAUGAAGACAUGCCACCUGUGUGAUUACAUUCUUCAGGACAGGGACAUUUGCCUUUUUGUGUGUGCCUAUGUGUGUUUUCUUUUAUGUCAUAUUUGUUUUAUGUGGUGGUUAUAUUAUAAUGGCUUUUUGUACAAAUUCUGUAUAUUAUGUAACUUCAUACUUCCAGUUGCCACUGUUACGGAAAUCCUGAACAUAAAUAGAUGAAAAAAGAGGAAAAAACAACUGGUCUAUUUUUGAAAAGCAUAACCAAUUGCUCUUGUGACAUACAGUGUAUGUAACACAAGACAAUUUAUGAGCACAGAAUCGACCACAAAACUCUACAUGGUCUCUCAAAAUUUCCUUUAGUUUGAGCUACUGAGAUUUAAUAAUCAUGAUCAUUUUUCUUCAGUGAUGCUUUAGGUGGCACACUGAAUCACUGUGUUAUCAAAUUAUGGUUCACAAAUGUUAAAUGACACUGCCUCAAGUUUUUGAAAACAGCUUUCACACAGUAAAAAGAUCACACAUUGAUGAAUACAGAAGCCAAAAUCAGUGCAAAAUCUACUUUAAUCUGAAUUAUACAAAAAAAGAGCACAUGCUUUAUUAGUGUAUUGCUUUACAACCAGAAAAUUGCAUUGUAUGAAGCUUUUAACUAUAUAUUCUUUGCCACUAGCUGCUGUUGCAAAAACAGAACUUUAAAAAAAGCUGAUGAAUAACCUACUUUGUUUCAUUUGCUGCUCUUUAAUCUUAUGCAGAUUUGUGUGUAUUUUGUUUAAGGUCCUUGAUGGAAAACAAAAGCAAAGUAUUAAAAACCCUGUAAUUCUUCAAAAAGUCUAAUUACAUGCACCAAAAACUGUUUAAGACAACCUGGGCAGAGUACACUUCAUGAGACUGGAUUCUAGACUGGGGCUCCGAACUGGGCUGUGGCUUGCGAAGGUGGAUGCCAGGCCACUAGCCAGCAUGACUCAAACAGCCUGUAGGAGUCAAACUACUGCAGCCACAGAAGGGAGGGGGAAUGGGCUGUGGGGUGAGAAAAGGGGGACUCAGACAGGCAGCUGGACUGUAGCAACUAAAUCAUCUCAGUAUAUUUACAGAAUGAGGAAAGCCAUGAAACAACCAUGUUUCUUGUAGGUUUACUUUUCUUUUUUUUUUUUUUAAACAAGCUUGACAUGCGCAGCCUUAUGAAGGCUUUCAGUUAAAUUUUAUUCUUACCCUGCUCAGGCGCUGGCAGCAGUCACCUACAGUCUAACAUGCUGAGCAGGGAAUGGUGAACGUGAGGCAAUUUCCGUUGCGAAUUAGGUGGCACAUGUACUCUGAGGGAGGCUGUAAUAAGGGUGCAGUGUAACAUCUACUUUGUCAAUGAUGGGGGAAAAAAAGGUUGAUUGACUGGGGAUUAUAAAUAUGACUUAUUUUUCACAUAAGCCUUACAUGUCUCGAUUAGGAACUGGGCGUUUCAUCUGGAUAAAGAUGCUAAUAAGUGAAUUUUCUCUUUCAUGAAUGUCAUAUUGUUUCUGGUUACAAAUACACAUUUUGUGUCA